Molecule: messenger RNA, 1041 nt
Organism: Zymoseptoria tritici IPO323
Lineage: Eukaryota; Fungi; Ascomycota; Dothideomycetes; Mycosphaerellales; Mycosphaerellaceae
Exons: 3
Coding region: 1-1041 (346 amino acids)
Source: RefSeq, a predicted model, not a curated record
AUGGUACCGACACAGAAAGCACGAUCAACCGAUAUCACUACGAUGGAGAAGAGGAAUCCACCAUCCUACACCAGCUUCGCUUCCGGAGCAUCCAUGCGUCCUACCGCAGCGGAAGCCGAUGCCCUGCUAAAUCAUCUCGCCGAAAGGGCUGAUGAGCAGUAUAUGCUGGACGAAGAAUACCUUAUCGGAGCCGAAGUCCUCCUGAAACGUGAGACCGAACCGAUCCGGAACAUGCUCGAAUUCACCUUGUCGAUGGACUAUCAAUGCUAUUCUACUGCCAGCAUCUCCACCUCAGACCGGGAACAUUUCAUCCACAUGGCUGAAGCUUCGCGACAGUUGAGGACCACUUUAGGCCAACCAACAGGCCCGCGAACGGCAGAGGUUCGACCAACACCCGAAGAACGCCAGGUGCUCGCCGCCUACUUUUGGAAGUAUCUCCACGAGCCUUGCAAGGCGCUCUCGCUGCCACUGGACUGCGUUUAUAACGACAUCGUUCAUCUAGGCAGAUAUACGCAUGAGCAUGGGGGCUACAAAGGCUCGGUUUUCGGAAUCCUCCAACAGUACGGUGUCAUGAGACUGGCGUCAAAGCUCUACAUGGACCGGGAGUUUCUCAUACCUCGCGUAUUCUCGGACUACAACACUCAGAUCAAGAUGAUCCAGGCCGUAAACAAAGUCGAACAGCUAUACUUUGUUCGUAUUUCCGGUUUCGAAGGCUCCACUCAACCGGACUCUGGUCCCUCCGGCUGGAGCAGGGCGCAGAAUGUCGAAUACGAAGCGAACGAGCGCGGCAUUGCCCCGAUACGCAAGCAACAAGAUGAUCGGCCGGAUCGCGCAGUACUACAAGCGCGGCCGGUGGAAAUUGGGCGAGAACUCGUGUUCUACUACUGGCUCACCAUGCGAACGAAGAGUCGGAGUACGGCAAGGUUUGGGAUGGAGGGAGUGGACGAGUAUAGGCGUACAGUGCCGGAGAGUGCGCCACCACAAGGUGAUGUAUUGGCGAAGCAGGAGGAGGUCUUGGAAAAGAUGAGCUGUGUGGGAUGA